AAAAAAGCUGGAAUCUAAACAGGGCCUAAAUGUUUCGGUAAAAUUGAAGUUAUCUGAAGUCUAGAACAGCGAAAUCUGAUGAUACUUAGGGCAGUCACAAUGCGUCACGUAACGUAGUUUUGAGGAGCCAAAACUGCCACCUAGACUGAGAAACUUCAUAAGCAACAAGCUCCACAAUGCAUGUGGUCUACUUUUUCCCUACACUGGGUCCCACCCGUUAUCUCUCCUAACUUUUUCUCUCCUCUCUCUCUGCCGAACCCAGCCGGCGCGUCCCCUCCUCUACUCCGCCGCCGGCGCCCCUCUUUCUCUCCCAGGCGGCGGCGGCGGAUGGAGCGGCGGACACAGGCGGCGGCGAAUGGAGCGGCGGACACGGGGGGCGGCGGCGGACGACGCGGCGGCCCAGGCGGUUGACGGAGAGGCGGCGGGGCGAUCCCAGCGCCGGACGGAGCGCCGGCGUAUCCAGUGAUGGCGCCGGGCGGAGCGGCGAUGGGACGGCCAGAUCCAGCCGGAUCUGGCGUCGGCGUCUUCCUCACGGCGUCUUCCUCGCGGACGACGAGCGGCGGCGUGGUCGUCCUCGCGGAGGUCGCUGCCGACCGGAGCCCCGUCGCCGUCCUCGUCUUCCGGCCGCCGCACUUCCUCCCCUCCUUUUCCAGCCGCCACGCCUCCCUCCUCCGGCCGUCGCGCGUCCCCUCCUCCUCCGGCCGCCAUGCUCGCCGGAUCUGGCCGCGGACGGCGACGGCGGGCUCGUCGGCUGUGCACGGCGACGGCGGGCUAGGCGGCUCGUCAGCAAGGAGGCGCCGCCAGGCGGGCUAAGCAGCGACGACGAUGCCGGGCGGCGCUGCCGCUCCUCUCUCCCUGUCUGCUGGAUUUGGAUCCUCUACCUUCACGGCUUGAAGGCACGAGCGUGCAGUCGGCACCUCAUCCACCGUUCAAAUAAUCCAAUGGCUCACGUCGCCUGUGCACGUCUGAAUGGAUAUCUGUCUGUCAAAGUCCACGAAGCACUACUGCUAUAUUUCAGUCCGAAUACCAAUGAUGUUUGCAUUAUAAAUUUUGUAAUUUUUCUUAUCAAUCCUAUGCUCUAAUCAUAAUUUUUCUUUUGCUUUUUA
Molecule: messenger RNA, 1106 nt
Organism: Oryza sativa Japonica Group (Japanese rice)
Lineage: Eukaryota; Viridiplantae; Streptophyta; Magnoliopsida; Poales; Poaceae
Source: RefSeq, a predicted model, not a curated record